Messenger RNA from Vollenhovia emeryi, 1611 nucleotides. RefSeq lists its product as uncharacterized. Bases 140 to 1411 code for a protein of 423 amino acids. The record is from RefSeq and is a predicted model, not a curated record. NCBI's taxonomy places the organism in Eukaryota, Metazoa, Arthropoda, Insecta, Hymenoptera, Formicidae. The transcript is spliced from 8 exons.
CUGUCUUGUUCGUGACAGGGUAAUCGAGGCUAAAUCUUUUAAACAUGGUCACAAAACCGGUACCGUUUUAUUCGAAAGAAACGAUUAUGGAAAGCAAUGUUGGGCAAGCGAUGAAUUUACCAUUCUUAGUAGUCGGAGGAUGUUUCAGGAUAUUCUGCCCCAAGUGAAUGUCAUCGAUCCCCAGAAUGAUCAGUAUAUAGCGCAUCUCAUGGACUAUUUUCACAUAUGCCUCGAGAGCGUGCGGAGGCUGUCCGUGGGCAAAACGAAGCAUUUGAUGCUGAAAGCUUUGGCGGACACUCUGGGCGGUUACUUGCGGGUCCACAUCCUCCCCAUCACAAGGCACUCGUAUUACGCGGGUAACAUCAAGUAUCGUAACGCGAGGAUGCUGUUCGAGCUCUUCGACGAGCUGAAGGACUUCCUUCAGACCAACGGCGCCGGAUGGUCCAAGCCCAGCCAGGUCCUUACGAACGUCAGGAUCCCCCCCAUCGUAAUUACACCACCGAAAACGUCGGUCGCCUGUAAUGGGCUUAUUACGUAUUCGGCGUCUUCCGAACGUGACGGCGGUGACUACCGAAGCUUCACGUUCAGAAAGAAGAAACGGUCUACGAUGAAGCGGGGACAUUCGAGACGUGCGGUCGACGGUGAGAGCGAAGGAACGAGUUUAACUUUGAACGACACUUGUAUACUAUUUUACUGGGAAAUUUUACACUACGGUUUACUUUUAAUUUCAAGUGCUGCAUACGAGUACCAAUUAUCGCUGGACUUUUUCUUUUACCAAGCCUCAACGCGUCACUCUCUAUCUAGCAUCGCGCUGCCCUUCAAAACCGACAGCCUGCAAUCACUGUACGCGGAAAAAUCGGCAUUCACCCUCGUGAAGUACUACAUCGCCAGCGUCAAGUGCAUCACCUCGCGGUCCAGCGCGAAAGCGCGGCUGCGAAAGUUCAACAAGGACUUCUACGCCUGGUUGCAACAAUCUGUGCGUCGACACCUAGACGACGAGAAAUGGUAUCCGGCAUUCGGUGGUGUCCUCCGAGUACUGGCUACCUUGCGAGAAUCGGAUGUUGGCGACGAUAUCGUGAGGAGCAGAACGAGUGGUACUUAUCAAGUUAUGCCGAAAGUAGGUACGGAACGUGCGAGUCAGACGGACGGGAGUGCGCCGCCGCUUUACAAAGGAAAAGGAGAAAGUAGGUUGUUCCCUCGCGAGACAAUAAGGUUUUUUCGCCUUCGCAACUUGUGCCGAUUGAAUUCAGACGACGGCGCAACGGCACUCGGACCUACGGAGCUCGUGAUUAUAGUUUUGGUAUCCGUACUGGUGAUAUGGUUAUUGGUGGGCUUGAGCCUGGUGUGCUACAGAUUUCUCACCAAGCCCUCCGAGGGCUGCACACCCUGCGAAUCAAAGGCUACACCGUAAGUUAAGGCGUCACUCUCUCCCUCGAGUCUUUCUACUUCGUAUUACAUCCAGUUUUACUCCGAAUUAUGUCUAUGUUAAAUAUCUACUCUCUAAAAGUCAAUCAGUGCAUCAUCACUGAAAACAGUUACAAGUCCCACACUGAAAAUUUUAUUUAAGGGACUAGUUUAUUUAAAAUUGCGUUCAAGCUAUUUGUUAUUCAG